Messenger RNA from Centropristis striata (black sea bass), 2203 nucleotides. RefSeq names its product finTRIM family, member 14-like (gene ftr14l). Lineage: Eukaryota; Metazoa; Chordata; Actinopteri; Perciformes; Serranidae. The record is from RefSeq and is a predicted model, not a curated record. Bases 194 to 1834 code for a protein of 546 amino acids. The transcript is spliced from 7 exons. Gene Ontology annotation, molecular function: zinc ion binding; protein binding.
CAUUCACACAGUUUCACCGAAGCUGUUCACUCCAGGAACUCAUUUUCUCUGUGGAUACUGCUUCCUGCUCACUUUUGGUCGAGCUGUUGAUCUCAACACAUUAGAGGUUAACAACUGAAGAGGUUAACAAACUGCUGCAGAGCUUAAUCACCUGUGGAUUUUCAUUCAUAUCUUCUGGACAUCUCUUUUAAAGAUGUCCCACCCUAGCACUCUGGAUUUAGACAGAUACAGCACCCUGGAUAACUCUCGUCGCUCUAACAGUCGUAGCCAGUCCAGGUCCCAGUCCAGGCACCAGGGCAGGUCACACGGCCGGUCACAAGUCAGGUCAGAGGCAGCGUACGGGGACGUCGUGUGUGACUUCUGCACAACAAGGAAGGAAAAGGCUGAGAAGUCCUGCCUGGUGUGUCUGGCGUCUUACUGCGAGACCCACGUCCAGACUCACUAUGACUACCCUGCCCUGAUGAAACACAAGCUGGUCAAAGCUACGGGUCAGAUGAGAGAGAAGAUCUGUGCACAGCAUGACAAGCUGCUGGAAGCUUUCUGUCGCACUGAUGAGACAUCAGUGUGUGUUCUGUGCAUGAUGGAUGAACACAAACACCACGACAUCGUCCCGGCUGGCACUGAGAGGACCGAGAAACAAAAACAACUUGGUACCACGCUGCACAAAUCUCAACAAAGGAUCGACCAGAGAGUUAAAAAGUGGCAGGAUCUUCAUCAAGCUGUUGAAGCAGUUAAACACUCAGCUCAAACUGCCCACGAGGAGAAUGAACGAAUCUUCACCGAGCUUCUGCUUUCCAUCGAGAGGAAGUACAAUGAAGUCAAGGAGAUGAUCCGUUCCCACGAAAGUACCACUGUGACACGUGGGGAGCUGCUGCUGGACCGCUUGGAGGAAGAAAUCACUCUGCUGAGGAAGAAACACAACGACCUGGAGAAGCUCUCACACACUGAUGAUCACAUUCACUUUCUGCAGAGCUGGCAGUCUCUGUCAGGCCCCUCAGGAUAUGAAGACCUCAACAACGUCAGUGUCGUUCCCAAUUACUCUUUUGAUGCCACCAAGAGAGCCAUCGCUUCACUGAAAUUGCAAGUGGAGGAAGUCAGCAAGACAGAAAUGACCAAAAUCUCAGGAGCAGUGAAGGAUGUCUACAUCACACAAGAAGGUGAGACAAAGACAAGGAGAGAAUCAAUUUUGAGGGAUGAACCCAGGAUAAGGGAAGAACCAAGGACAAGGGAAGAACCAAGGACAAGGGAAGAACCAAGGAUAAGUGAAGAACCGAGGACAAGUGAAGAACCGAGGACGAGAGAAGAUUUCCUAAGAUACUCUAGCCAGUUGAUUCUGGACGUCAACAGUGUCCAUCGCCACCUUCACCUCUCUGAGGGAAACCGAACAGCUACGAUGAAGCAAGAGCCCAGGAACUACCCCGAUCACCAGGACAGAUUUGACCACUGGCAGCAGGUGUUGUGCAGGGACAGCUUGGCUGGUCGUUGUUACUGGGAGGUGGACUGGAGGGGAACAGAAAUAGACAUAGCUGUUACCUACAGGGGAAUCCGCCGUAAAGGAAACAACAAUGAAUGCAGCCUGGGCUGGAACGACAAGUCCUGGAGUCUGUACUGCAAUGACUCCAAAUUCUCCUUUGUGCACGGUAAUAGGAGCAAAGAAAUUGCAGCUCCCGUGUCAUCUCGUAUUGGCGUCUACCUGGAUUAUGCAGCAGGAACCCUCGCAUUUUACAGCAUUUCUGGUGGCAUGCAGCUUCUGCACAAAGUGCAGACUACAUUCACACAGCCCCUCUACCCUGCAUUCAGCGUGUGGGGCUAUGGUACUAGUAUAAGACUGUAAUCGAGUUGCUAUAGUGUGAGUAGUUUGCAUCUAAUUUACCAAAUAUUCCCAAUAUUGUUGUAAAUAUGUGAUGCAGGGCAUUUGAUUAAUUCUUUUUGUUCAGCUUGCAGCUAAAAGUAAUUUUUUCCUCAUGUUUGAAAGAUAGAAUGACUGUUUUUUUAAUGAUAAAAUUGAUCUGUUUUUGUUCUUUUGAUCACUGAUUGUUGUUUUGGGGCAAUCUAGUCUACAAAAAGUGUCAGGUAUAAUAGAAACAAUAUGUAAUAAUUGAAUAUCAUGUUUUUUUUCAAAAUGUUCAAUAUCUUUUUUAAAUAUUAUGUUAAAGCAUGUUAUAUUUAUAUAAAUGGUAUGUUAUAAAUACAAUUUAAUCAA